Molecule: messenger RNA, 3275 nt
Organism: Cylicocyclus nassatus
Lineage: Eukaryota; Metazoa; Nematoda; Chromadorea; Rhabditida; Strongylidae
Source: the annotation of a GenBank genome assembly
UUGUGCUGCUCAACUGCAAUGUGCGAUGAGAGUCUUCAUUACGAUUGUCGCUGACUUCGGAAUGUAACACGAGUUUUCCCUUCACUGUGCACCGUUGUAGUCAAAUGGUGACUCAGUCGCAAAUCGAUUCGGCAGAGUCGCUGAAGGACGCUGGCAAUGACGCUGUGAAACGCGGCGAAUGGGCAGAAGCCGGUGAUUACUAUACAGAAGCCUUGCAAUUGACAAGUGAGGAUGACAAAGCUCUGAGAUCUGCGCUUUAUCGAAAUCGAGCUUUAACGCGACUCAAACGAGAUGAUUUUGAAGGAACAGAAAGCGAUGCUACUAAAGCUUUGGAAUAUGAUGGCGCUGAUGUGAAAGCACUUUAUCGACGAGCACUUGCUCGAGAACAGCUUGAUAAUGUUGCUGCAGCAUUCAAAGAUGCCAAAGAAGCGCUUAGACUCAGUCCUAAAGACAAGUCCAUCGCUGACUUACUGCAACGGCUUGUUGUGGCCAAUAAUGAGAAAGUGAAAAAGGCAACCAGUAUGGACAACAAGGUCAAAGAUAUGACCGGCUUGGCUUUUGAGGGUGGCGCUAAAGAUUUGGAGCAGAAAAAACAGGCUUUCAACAAUCUACUUGUUCUUGCAAGAGAGACCGAGGCAGGUGCUGCGAGAAUAUGGAAUCUGGGUAAAGGAGUUCCAAUGUUACUAUCCGUGGCCGAAAACAAGAACGAGCCGAUGGAGAUUUCUGUUGCUGCUUUGCGGGUUUUAGACGAAACUUUGAAGAACCAUGGACGGGCUUUAUACUUCUUGUCAAUGCAUCACGACGAUGGAAUGCACUCAGCGAGGCGCGUUUGCCGUCUAAUGUGUUCGAGAGAUUCAAAGGAGUUCGUGGAUGCAGCUGGCCUAAUUGUACAAAGAAUUUUCAAUGCUCUCGUCAAAAUGGACCGCACAAAAGAAAUUAAACCGGAUCCGGAGGUUGCAGAAGCCAACAAGCUAUGGAUAAUUCGAGUUAUCUUGGAGCUUGAAGAGAUGUUGACCGAUAAAUCCGUGUCCGCUAUAGUAAGAGAGAUGGUCAUUGAUAUCUUGUUGAAAAACCUCAUGCACAUGGAUGGAGGAAUCCCCCGCGGAUGGUCUUGGAAAUUCACCGAGGAAUCAGGUUUACUGCGUCUUUUGGAUGUGUCUUCACAAAUUCCUGAGCAAUGUGACUAUCCUGUUACGCACGAGACCAGACAGCAUGUGGCCAUAUGUCUUCAGCGUUUGGAUGAGGACAUGGUUUUCGAUUCGAAGAGAUUGAUCUAUAAGGAGAAAGUCGAUCACUUCUUCAAUAACCUCAUGGCAAGAGCGAGUGACGAUCCAGAAGGACACAAAUGCCGCAUAAAGCUUGCCUGCUUCCUCAUCACUAUGCUGCAGGGUCCUGUUGAUAUUGGAAUAAAUCUGGUCACAAACGAUCAAGUCACAGCUUUGAUGCUGCAAAUGGCCGCAUCAUCCAGCCUUUUAAUGCAGAGUGUUGCGGCCGAGCUAAUCGUGAUGACCGUGGUCAAACACGAGAGAGCUACCUCUAUCUUGAAGGUUGGCGUUCCUAUCUUGAGAAAAUUGUACGAAUCUGAAGAUGAAAAUGUCAAAGUGCGAGCACUUGUCGGUCUUUGCAAAUGUGCUGCUGCUGGUGGUGACGACGCUUCGAGAGCCACCAUGAAGGAAGGUGCUCCACAAAAACUUGCGUCAACUUGCAAGAAGUUCUUGUUAGACUACGAGAAGUAUAGCAUAGAUGUGAGAAGAUUUGCUUGUGAGGGACUGUCAUACCUCUCUCUAGAUGCCGAUGUCAAAGAAUGGAUUGUCUCUGACUCACUGCUCUUACGGGCUCUUUUCUGUUUGGCUCAAUCUGCGGGAGCACUUUGCGUGUUUACAUUGGCUAGUAUUUACGUUAAUCUAGCCAAUGCAUACGAGAAACCCAAUGUGGAUGAAGAAAUGGUGAAACUUGCACAGUUUGCGAAGCAUCAUGUGCCAGAAGUACAUCCUAAAGACACGGAUGAUUAUGUUGAGAAACGUAUUAGAUGCCUAGUAGAGGAGGGUGCGGUAGCUGCUUGCGUUGCUAUCAGCAAAACAGAAUCACAUAAAGCUCUCGAACUGCUUGCGCGCGCUAUGCUCGCCUUCGCAGAAUUCGAGGACCUACGCGGUCGUAUCAUCAGCGAAGGUGGCACGAAGCUGUGCCUUCGUUUGGCGAAGGAGGCGACGCCAGAAGGAAAGAUCAAAGCUGCACAUGCCAUCGCCAAACUUGGCACAAAAGCGGAUCCUCAAAUCGCUUUCCCAGGACAACGAGCUUACGAGGUGGUCAAACCAUUAUGCGAGCUGCUCCAUCCUGACAUUGAAGGCAGACCAAAUUAUGAUGCACUGCUUACUCUUACUAACCUUGCAAGCAUGAGUGAUUCUGUUCGACGACGUAUCUUGAAGGAAAGGGCGAUCCCGAAAAUAGAGGACUUUUGGUUCAUGACUGAACAUGAGCACUUACGCGCAGCUGCUGCGGAGUUGCUCCUUAACAUGCUUUUCUUGGAUGAAUUCUUCAAAGAUACAAUCAGGAAAGGCACGGACAGGCUGAAGCUCUGGGUUCUUUACGCGGCUGAAGAAAGUGAACGCCUCUCUCGGUGUGCUACUGCUGCUUUUGCCAUCUUGACAGAAGAUGUGGAUGCGAAUCGGCGGAUAUUGGAUGAGAUAAAAUCUUGGCCCGAGGUGUUCCAGGAAAUAGCUAUGCAUGAGGAUGUUGAGUCUCAAAGACGAGGCCUUAUCGGCAUUGCGAAUAUCAUGGAAAGUGAUGAGAAGCUAUGCGCAGAGAUUGUUGCGUCCGAGAUUUUCCGAGUCCUCGUGGCCAUAGCAAAACUUGGAGAGAAGAACGAGGCAAGAAAGGGCGCUACUGAACAGGCAAAAAGAGCAUUGGCUGCAGCUGAGAAAUUCGGCAUAAUCAAGCCGACGGACCGAGAGAUCUAUGAACGAACAAAGCAUGUGUCAACAAUUCCAGAGGAAUGAGAGACCUUUCGUUGACAUCAAUUCUCGAACGGGUGGGAUCGAAAUAGUCAAUUUAGUUAUUUCAUUAUCCAUUUGUUAUCGGAGAGCCUUGAGCGUGCCUUACUCUAGUUUUAUCUUGCUAACUAUGCAGUUGCUGAGAUCUAACAAAAUAUUAAUACUUUGAGAAAGUUCUCGAAAUUUUUAUAAUUACUUCACUAAUUGAUUGAGUUGAUAUAUUUACUAUUGCUCAAUUCGAUGUUCUUUACCAGUUGCAUCACCUUAUGAAGGUGUAGAAUAAAC